UCCCAGCUGUCAUUGGGCGGAAGGCAGGAUACACCCUGGACAGUUGGUGUUGUGAGCUGCUGUUCCUGCUUGUUUCUGGACAGAUGGAAGGUCACCCUUGGCUGAUGGGGCUGAUUUGAAUGGACACUAUUAUCGUCAUUAUCCAGGAGUCCGGUGUGUGGGCUGAAGACUCGGAGUGGCGGCUCUCUCUCUCUCUCGCUGAAGCCACUUCACCCUCAAUGGGAUAAUUGUGUUAAAAGCAUCAUCCCAGAUCUGAUUCACACAACACAAAGGCACCAGAACUUUCCAUCCAAGUCUGGAGACGGCAGCUAUCUCUGGAGAUCUCUCAGGAAGAUGUUUCCACAAUCAGGGAAAUCCAUCGUCUUUGACAGCUUUCCGGAUCCAUCCGACACCUGGGAGAUCAUCGAGACCAUCGGAAAAGGGACUUACGGCAAAGUCUACAAAGUGCUAAAUAAGGUCAAUGGCAGCAAAGCAGCCGUCAAAAUAUUGGAUCCAAUUCAUGAUAUCGACGAGGAGAUUGAAGCAGAGUACAACAUCCUGAAAGCGCUGUCAGACCAUCCCAAUGUGGUGAAGUUCUAUGGCAUGUAUUAUAAGAAGGAUCUGAAAAAUGGAGACCAGCUGUGGCUGGUGUUGGAGCUGUGUAACGGAGGCUCGGUGACAGAUCUGGCGAAGGGCAUGCUGAAGAGAGGAGACCGUAUGGAUGAACCCAUAAUCGCAUACAUCUUACAUGAGGCCCUCAUGGGUCUGAGGCACUUACACGAGAACAAGACCAUCCAUCGCGACGUCAAAGGGAACAACAUCCUGCUCACCACUCAAGGAGGGAUUAAGCUGGUUGACUUUGGAGUGUCCGCCCAGCUGACCAAUACCCGUCUGCGGAGGAAUACGUCGGUUGGCACACCCUUCUGGAUGGCUCCUGAGGUCAUAGCGUGUGAGCAGCAGCUGGACUCCACCUACGACGCCCGCUGUGACGUCUGGUCUCUUGGGAUCACCGCCAUUGAACUGGGAGAUGGAGACCCGCCCCUGGCAGACCUCCAUCCAAUGAGAGCUCUGUUUAAAAUCCCAAGAAACCCUCCUCCGACUCUGCACCAGCCAGAGAUCUGGUCUGAUCAGUUUAACGAUUUCAUUUGCAAGUGUCUGAUCAAGGACUUUGAGCUGCGGCCGAACGUGCAGGAUCUCCUCCAGCAUGCCUUCAUCAAACAGAUCGCAGGCCGAGAGAAGACUCUGCAGAAACAGCUGAUGGAGCUCAUCGACCUCAACCAGCAGAUGGGAGUCAUUGAGAAAACCAGGCAUGAGAGGAUCCACACUAAAAAAGGCAGCAACAUGAAGUCUCACAGCCAGGGACUGGACGAUGUGGAUGACCUGGCGACCCUUGAAGUGCUUGAUGAAAAUACGAUCACAGAGCAGCUACAGAAACGCUACACGAAGGACCAGAUCUACACGUACGUGGGGGACAUCCUGAUUGCAGUAAAUCCUUUCCACAAGAUGGAUCUGUACACUCAGCAGUACUCAAAGAUGUACAUUGGGGCCAAGCGCACUGCAAACCCUCCUCACAUAUUUGCAGUUGCUGACAUUGCAUACCAGGCCAUGGUGUCCUACAACGCUGACCAGUGCAUCGUGAUCAGUGGAGAAAGUGGUGCAGGGAAGACAGAGAGCGCCCACCUGCUGGUCCAGCAGCUCACGGUGCUCGGCAAGGCGAACAACCGAACCCUCCAAGAGAAGAUCCUACUAGUAAACAGCCUUGUGGAGGCCUUCGGGAACGCCUGCACGGUCAUCAACGAUAACUCCAGCCGCUUCGGGAAGUACCUCGAAAUGAAGUUCACGUGUGGGGGGACAGUGGUGGGCGCUCAGAUCUCAGAAUACCUCCUGGAGAAGUCGCGCGUCAUUCACCAAGCUGUCGGAGAGCGUAAUUUUCAUAUUUUCUACUACAUCUACGCCGGUCUGGCGGAGAGAAAGAAGCUCGCCCACUACAAGCUAUCUGACAGUAAAACUCCAAAGUACUUGCAGAAUGAACACAUCAAACUCGUGCCUGACAUUGUGGGCAGUGCCUUCUACAAGGAGCAGUUUGAGGCAGUGGAACAGUGUUUUAAAGUGAUUGGCUUCACUCUUGAGGAACUGGGGAGUGUGUACAGCAUUCUUGCUGCGAUCCUAAACGCUGGCGACAUCGAGUUCACCUCAGUGGCUUCUGAGCAUCAAACUGACAAGAGCAACAUCAUUAACAUGGCUGUGUUGGAGAGUGCCGCCUCGUUGCUGUGCAUCCGUCCGGAUGAGCUGCAGGAGGCGCUGACCUCUCACUGUGUGGUGACCAGGGGUGAGACCAUUGUCCGAUCAAACACAGUGGAGAAAGCCACGGAGGUGCGGGACGCCAUGGGAAAAGCUCUGUAUGGACGCCUCUUCAGCUGGAUAGUAAACCGCAUCAACUCUUUGCUGAGACCUGACAACCAGUCUGGAGAGGAAGACAAGGAUCUGAACAUCGGCAUCCUGGACAUCUUUGGCUUCGAGAACUUCAAGCGCAACUCUUUUGAGCAGCUCUGCAUUAACAUCGCCAACGAGCAGAUUCAGUUCUACUUCAAUCAGCACAUAUUCGCCUGGGAGCAGGACGAGUACCUGAAUGAGGAUGUGGACGCGCGGGUGAUUGAGUAUGAGGACAACCGGCCCCUGCUGGACGUUUUCCUGCAGAAGCCUAUGGGCAUGCUGGCACUGCUGGACGAAGAGAGCAGGUUCCCUCAGGCCACUGACCAGACGCUCGUCGAAAAAUUUGAGGACAACUUGAAGUCUAAAAACUUCUGGAGACCAAAGAGGGUUGAUCUGGGCUUUGGAAUUCAUCAUUACGCUGGGAAGGUGAUCUACAAUGCUGCUGGGUUCCUGGCUAAGAACAGAGACGCUCUGCCUGCUGACAUCGUCCUGCUGCUGAGGUCCUCAGAGAAUGACCUGAUCCGCAAACUAGUCACCCAUCCGCUCACUAAAACAGGUAAUCUGGCGCACACCAAGGGCAAGACGUCGGGAACAGCCCGACUGGGCACACGCACUCCUCAGCGCACCAUAAACUUCGCCAAGAUGGGAGUUCUGAUGUUAUUCAGUUCCCUCUCAAUCAGUGAGCCUCGCUCUCGGAAAUUAACACUCACCCCCGAAAAAAAAAAUACGCUUGCCUUGCCCGUUGAGCACACCGUACAUUUCCAAACGGGGGACAGCGGCGGGGAGAGCACGCACCACCCUCGAGAGACCACCAACAUGAGGACUCAAACCGUGGCCUCCUACUUCAGAUAUUCAUUGAUGGACCUGCUUUCAAAGAUGGUGGCGGGACAGCCUCACUUCGUCCGCUGUAUCAAACCCAACAAUGACCGCCAGGCCCAUAAGUUUGACAGGGAGAAGGUUCUGAUCCAGCUCCGCUACACUGGCAUUCUGGAGACAGCCAAGAUCCGCAGACAGGGCUACUCUCACCGGAUCCUCUUCACCAACUUCAUCAAGAGGUACUUUAUUCUAGCUUUCAGAGCGAACGAGGAGCCGGCUGUGAGCCCGGAGACAUGUGCGGCUAUUCUGGAGAAGGCUAGGCUGGAGAACUGGGUUCUGGGGAAGACCAAGGUCUUUCUGAAGUACUAUCACGUGGAGCACUUGAACCUGAUGAUCAGGCGGAACACAGACCGGAUCAUCCUGGUUCAGGCAUACGUUCGGGGAUGGUUGGGGGUCAGACGCUACCGCAAGAUUUUGGAGAAAAGAGAGCAGAGUGCUGUAGUCCUGCAGUCAGCAUAUAGAGGGCACAAAGUAAGAAGACAAGUGGCUGAUGACAAAAGCAAAGCCAAGCUGGAGAACCUUAUCAUUAAGCUUCAGGCUGUGUGUCGAGGGUAUCUGGCGAGGAAGACUCAUAAGGAAUUAGUCGAUGAGAAGAACAAAGCUGCUGCCAAGAUCCAGGCACACUAUAGGGGGCACAGAGAGAGGAAAAGUUUCGAAAAGAAAAAAGAGGCCAUGCAAAAAGAAAAAGCACAGAAGCAGGAGGUCUCACCAAAGGAAGACAGGCCUCCUUCAGAAUCAAACCAGGAAGGUGAAGGAGCAGAGCCAGAUGAUGCGGAUGAAAAGGCUGCCGUGGUCCUCCAGAGCAACUACAGAGGCUAUCGGGAGAGGAAGAAGUUUAAAGAGCAACGAGAGCGGAACAAGACUCUGUCUGGAGAUGAGCUUGCUGUCCCUUCAAGUCCUGGAGAAGACUCUGGAUCUGAGACUGAAGAGCAGCUGGAUGUUGUGGCUGAGGAGGAAGAGGCAGAAGAAGCAAACAAGAAGGCAGGAGAGGAGGAUGUUGACACUGAGCAGGAGGCCAAAGCAGCCACGGUUAUCCAGAGCAACUUCAGAGGUCACAAAGAACGCAAGAGGCUCCAGGAGGAAGGGAAGCUCCCGGCCAGAGGGACGAAGGCCAAGAAUACCCAAGCGGAGGAAAAGGAGUCUGUUGCAGAGUCCUCACCGGGACAGGAGGAAACAGGAGACGAUAAAAACACUGCACAGCCCACAGGAGGAGAGGAAGAGGAGGCCAAAGCAGCUGUGGUCAUCCAGAGUAACUUCCGUGGCCACAAGGAGCGCAAGAGACUCCAGGAGGAAGGGAAGAUUCCGAAGAAGAACAAGAAGGGAGAGGAAGUGGUGGAGCCACCACUUGUAGGCCAGGAUGCUUUAGCUGGAACCCUAGAAGAAAUACGAGAAGAGCCCAGCACAGGCCAGGAAGAUCAAGACGAGGAAAGAGCAGCCACUGUCCUGCAGAGCAACUACCGAGGCCACAGAGAGAGGAAAAGACUCAAAGAACAGAGAGAAGGAGCGAAAGGUGCUCCAGGACCCCCAGAUGAGGAGCUGCAAGAAGAGGAGAUGGGGAGGGACGAGGAAAUGGGUGUCCAACUGGAACGAGAGAAGGACGCUGUGACAGAAGAGGGACAGUACGAUGAAGAGCGAGCGGCAGUGAAGAUCCAGAGUAACUUCAGAGGGUAUAAGGACAGGAAGAACCUUAAGGCCACAGCACAGAGAGAAGAAGAAGAAGUAGAAAGGUUCUCCAAACAGAUAAGCGGUGUCUCUCAGGACUACCUGUCUCUGCAGCAGAAGCUGAAUGAGAUCAUACUGGCCCAUCAGAUCAACCCUGCCAGCAAUGGCAUGUUUAUGAAGGGACAGACCCUCAAUGGCUAUGCCGGGACCCAUCAGCAGCAAUCAGUUGAUCCAAAGCAGACGCGGACGCCCCGCCGAACCCAGAAACCAAAGACGCUCAACACGCCUGAGGACUCCACUUACUACAACCUCAUCCACCGGUCCGUCCAGGACGACAAGAAGAGGCCCCGGAAGCAGAGCCCUAAGAAACUGUUGGACAUUGAUGACCAAUACUAUCAGGGUUUGAGCAGUAGUAAGUCCACAAGCUGCCUGCCCAGCGAGACCCAGACGUCCAGUGAGUUAAAUGCCCCAGCAGAAAGGAGACAGUCCACUGAGAGGCCUCUGUCUGACGUUCCAAAAUCUGACACCCCGAAAGCCCCGAAAGAGAACAGGCGCUCUUUUCCCAGAAUGCCCUCUACGGAGAGUCAAAGUGAGGACAAUCCUUACGACUACAGGAAACUUCUGAGGAAGACCUCCCAAAGAAGAAGGCUUAUCAAACAGUACUAG
Colossoma macropomum (tambaqui) is the source of this 5616-nucleotide messenger RNA. RefSeq names its product myosin IIIA (gene myo3a). Gene Ontology annotation, biological process: protein phosphorylation. Bases 334 to 5616 code for a protein of 1760 amino acids. The transcript has 39 exons. NCBI's taxonomy places the organism in Eukaryota, Metazoa, Chordata, Actinopteri, Characiformes, Serrasalmidae. The record is from RefSeq and is a predicted model, not a curated record. Gene Ontology annotation, molecular function: ATP binding; cytoskeletal motor activity; protein binding. Gene Ontology annotation, cellular component: myosin complex.